Messenger RNA from Vigna angularis (adzuki bean), 1699 nucleotides. Its product is annotated as zeatin O-glucosyltransferase. Gene Ontology annotation, molecular function: UDP-glycosyltransferase activity. The transcript has a single exon. The record is from RefSeq and is a predicted model, not a curated record. Bases 77 to 1459 code for a protein of 460 amino acids. Lineage: Eukaryota; Viridiplantae; Streptophyta; Magnoliopsida; Fabales; Fabaceae.
CAGCCUUAACACAAGGCAAAGAUACUUUGAAAUCCGUUGUUAAAGUUGAGUAAUUAGCUUCUCUAAGUUCCUGGUCAUGGCUUCCAAUGGAGAAAAUCUUGCUCAGAAAAACCAAGUGGUAGUGGUUCUGAUACCUUUCCCUGCACAAGGCCAUCUCAAUCAGCUUCUGCAUCUCUCAAACCUUAUCUCAUCACACAACAUACCAGUUCAUUAUGUUUCCACUGUCACUCACAUUCGCCAAGCCACUCUUCGUCACCACAAAUCCAUUUCUAACAUUCAUUUCCAUGCCUUUGAUGUUCCAACCUUUCUUUCCUCUUCUCCCAACUCAAACAGUUCAGAAACUGAUUUCCCGUCUCAUCUAAUUCCUUCAUUCGAGGCCUCCAUGCAUCUUCGAGAGCCUGUGGGAAAACUUUUUCAAUCCCUCUCAUCUCAAGCCAAAAGGGUCAUAGUCAUCUAUGACUCCCUCAUGGGAUCAGUGGUACAAGAUGCCACAACCAUGCCAAAUGCUGAGAAUUACACUUUUCACAGCUCAUCUGCUUUUACCAACUUCCUUUAUUUUUGGGAGGAAAUGGGGAAGCCUUCGCUUAAUGAAGUCCUCCCGGAAUUUCCUUCUGAUGAAGGAUGUUUUCCCACCGAGUUCAUUGAUCUCAUUACUAAACAAUUUGAAUUACUCAAAAUCGGUGAUGGAAACAUCUACAACACAAGCAGGGCCAUUGAAGGUCCUUAUAUUAAGUUGCUGGAGAAUAUCGAAGGCGGCAAGAAGGUCUGGGCUCUGGGGCCUUUGAACCCUUUGGCCGUUGAGAAGAAAGAUUCAAAAGUAAGGCAUCCAUGCUUGGAGUGGCUUGAUAAACAAGAGCCAGAUUCUGUGAUAUACGUGUCUUUUGGGACAACAACAACUUUGAAAGUGGAACAGAUCCAAAAGGUUGCAACUGGGUUAGAACAAAGCAAACAGAAGUUCAUCUGGGUGCUGAGACAUGCUGAUAAAGGGGACAUCUUUGAUGAAAAUGAAGCAAAAAAACUUCAUCUUCCAAAUGGGUUCGAGGAGAGAGUGAAAGGCAUGGGGGUGGUCGUCAGGGAUUGGGCACCCCAAUUGGAAAUUCUGAGCCAUCCUUCAACAGGGGGGUUUAUGAGUCAUUGUGGAUGGAACUCGUGCUUAGAGAGCAUAUCCCUGGGGGUGCCAAUGGCAACAUGGCCCAUGCACUCAGACCAGCCGAGAAACGCAGUUUUGGUGACAGAGGUUCUGAAGGUUGGAUUGGUUGUGAAGGAUUGGUCGCAGAGGAAGUCGUUGGUGAGUGCUUCAGUUGUUGAGAAUGGUGUGAGAAGGUUGAUGCAAACAAAGGAAGGUGAUGAGAUGAGAGAGAGAGCAGUAAAUCUGAAAAAGGCCUUCCAAAUAUCAAGGGAUGAAGGUGGAGAUUCUCGCAUGGAAAUGAAAUCUUUCAUUGCCCAUAUCACUAAAUAGUAUCUGAUGGGCUGAUAGUUUUCUGUGUAGUUCCCAAUUGGGCACAUGAAGUUAAAGACACCUGGUAUGAAAAAGAAAAGGAUAACGUGUGUAGUAUUGGAGGAAAAGAAUAAUCAUAUUAUACUUAUGAAUUCCAAAAUAUCCUUAUCUUUUUCAUUUAGAAAAAGAUGAUUCAUUCUCUCUUCACUCUAAGUUUAAAGUGUGUCAUUUUUCUUCUCUCUUGAAGGUUUGAACUUUUUU